Drosophila gunungcola (fruit fly) is the source of this 318-nucleotide messenger RNA. RefSeq lists its product as uncharacterized. The transcript is spliced from 2 exons. The coding region runs from base 1 to 318 and encodes 105 amino acids. Lineage: Eukaryota; Metazoa; Arthropoda; Insecta; Diptera; Drosophilidae. The record is from RefSeq and is a predicted model, not a curated record.
AUGGAACCAUUCGCGUUCGCAUACCUGGAUGACAUAGUGGUAAUCGGACGCACGAAACGGGAACACCUGGAGAAGCUACAGGAGGAAGAACUUAAAUACCUAGGACACGUAAUCAGCGCAAGAGGUAUACACACCGAUCCAGAAAAGAUAGCCGCGAUUCUCAACAUGCCAAGCCCACAGACAACGAAGCAAGUACACAGCUUCCUAGGGGUGGCCUCCUGGUACAGAAGAUUCAUCCCGAACUUCACUUACAACCUGGUCAAGAAGGGGACAAAGUUCAAAUGGACCGAGGAGACAGAAGAGGCGACCAAAAUCUAA